This is a messenger RNA of Misgurnus anguillicaudatus (oriental weatherfish), 5682 nucleotides long. Its product is annotated as AT-rich interactive domain-containing protein 3B. Gene Ontology annotation, molecular function: DNA binding. Lineage: Eukaryota; Metazoa; Chordata; Actinopteri; Cypriniformes; Cobitidae. The record is from RefSeq and is a predicted model, not a curated record. Gene Ontology annotation, cellular component: nucleus. Gene Ontology annotation, biological process: regulation of transcription by RNA polymerase II.
GUGUGUGUAUGUGUGCGUGUGCGUGCGCGCGUGAGGAGGAAACGUGAACGGACGUGAACGGAAGGCAUUUGUGUGGUGUCGUGUCGUGCACGCGGGUUUGUUGGAGCUCCGCGCCCGGUGUCUGUUUGUUUAAUCUCGUACCGGAUUCACACGCGCUCGGUGGAGGAACGGAAUACACCGCCGGUGCGCGUGCACGCUUUAUCAUCCCUGUGACCGAGCAAAAGGACACGAGACGAACCGACGACCGGAGCGGAGGAAUAAUGGAGAACAGCGGCACGAGCCGAACACAGAUGGAGGGGGGUUUGGGUGGAAGCAGCACAGGGAUGAAGUUGGAUGUUAUGAUGGAGCAGUUACAGAGGCAACAGCAGGUGCGUCUGGAGAUGCAGCACAGGGAACGAUUGUUACGUGAGGCUCACAUCAUGUACGCUCAGCAGUUCGCCGCGCAGCAGGCUAUACUAGCAGCCGCCCGGGCCAACGGUGGCGCCUUCAUGGGUACGGGAACGGCAGAACCCCUGGGAUCCGGCCAGCCGCCUCGGGUCUCUAAUCAGAGCAGCGUGGACUCAGAACGGGAGGAUGAGGAGGAACGUGGUCGAGACUCGGGUGAGGAUGAAGAUGAUGAGAUGAUGGAGGGAGAUGAGGGCAGUGAUGAAGACAAGCAGCCGGACAGCAGUCUGGAGUUUCUCAGGAAUCAGAGUUUAGCGCUGCGGCAUGGAGGUGACCAGAGAUCCCCGUCGCCCCCUGUCAGGGUGAAACAAGAGCCCGAGGACGAGCUCUCACCCGCGGGACGGCCGUCCACGUCCUCUCCAAACGGCCAGUUGGACUGGAGCUCCAGUCAUCAUUUUAAAAUGAAUGGAGAUGUAUCCUGGUCAGAUGAUGUUGAGAACGCUCGUGGAAGAGGUGAAGCCUCCAGAGAUUUUGCAAGGUUAUAUGAGAUUGACGGUGAUCCGAAAAGAAAGGAUUUUCUUGAUGAUCUGUUCACUUUCAUGCAGAAGAGAGGGACUCCGGUGAACCGAAUUCCCAUCAUGGCAAAGCAGGUUUUGGAUCUGUAUAUGCUGUAUAAACUGGUGACCGAGAAGGGAGGACUGGUGGACGUUAUUAACAAGAAGAUGUGGAGAGAAAUUACAAAGGGUCUCAAUCUGCCCACCUCCAUCACCAGUGCUGCAUUCACACUCCGGACACAGUACAUGAAGUAUCUUUAUCCAUACGAGUGCGAGCGGAAAGCUUUAAGUUCCCCCUCGGAGCUUCAGACAGCCAUUGACAGUAAUCGUCGUGAAGGGCGUCGACCCACCUACAGUAACAGUCUGUUCCGCUUUAGCUCCUCCCCGAGCUCCGCCCCUCACAUCCUCAACCCAUCCAAACUACAUCUGUCGGCUCUGGGGGUCGGGGCCGCGGGGGCCCUGAACGGCUUUCAGGCUUCUCCAGGGCCGUCUUUGAAGAAAGGAUUCGAGGACGCUGUUCCUUCUCUGUUGGCCGGAUGUUCACCGUCCAUACCCCUGACGGUCAGACAGCAGCAGACGGGUCUGGCGCGGGCCGCCACGCUCGAGCAACUGCGAGAGAAACUGGAGACUGAAGUUCCUGAGAGAAAGAUGUUUCGACUGGCCGAAGAACAGCAGAGACGCAUGCAGCAGGUCUUUCAACACAAUCUACUCACCAUGACCUCUCAAAUCCCCAUGAACCUGCGACUGGGAGCUCCGCCCACAGUGGAUGAGAAGCGUGAUCUGUCCGUCAACAUUUCCUCCACUGGAGCUGCUGGGAUCACGGUGUCUGUGGACGUCAAUGGCAUCACAUACUCGGGAACUUUGUUCGCCCAGAAGUCAGCCGCUGCCGGUGCAAAUGUGUCCGUCGGGUCUACCGGACCUUCAUCUGGACCCACUGGGGUGUUUACCUUUCCUAGCUCCGCCCCCAGCCCAAGCCCCACCUCCUCUUACUCCUCCAAGGGUCCGGGAUCAGCAGAAGCGUCCACCAGCGGCUCACCGUAACCCAGUUGCACGGCUCUGUGAUGUCAUCGAUCAAACCGCACAACGAGUACCUCAGUUUCCUUGUCAGCUUUUGGCUGUCCACAUGUUUCAUAUUUGCAAUUUUUGGAAAGUUUCUCAACACACAAGCACACGCAAUAAUGUUUCACAACUCACAUUAACCUUAACAUAAGAAAGAGUUCACACAUCUUAGUGUGUUUAAUGCUAAAUACAAUCAUAACAAACAGCCAAAUGCUGACUGGUUUUACAGAACUUGAAGAUUUUUAUUUAGACUAAUUGUUUGUUUUAUUCAUUUUAUUUUAAUAUUUUAAUUCUGUUUGCAUACCUCAAACUCUCAGCAGUGGAGGAUUUUUAUUACCUCAAAAGACGGUUAAUACUUUAUCUGAAUGAAUUUAUUAUUUUUUAGAUUCUACUUGAAUUUUUCUGAAACCGAUUGACGCAGUUACUUGUGAUUUUUUGUAUGUGAACGAAUCUAGAUUCAUCACGCGAACGCUCCCGCAGGUUCUCUGUGCAUGUGAUGGUUAGAGAAGAGGAAAGGGAGUUUGCGUAACAGACUUCUGUAUUCAGGAAAACGGGUCACAAUACUUCCAGUUCAAGUCUUUUUAAUGUUUUACUGGAGAUGCAUUCAAAGAAGCUACCAAAGAUCAGCACAAUCAAUGUCCAACGCAUAUACAGAUUGAUAUUUUGAAAUGUAGUUAUUUUUUAAAGUUCACAUUUGGAUUCUAAAACAGAAUAAAUGCAACAUUUUAAAACAUCUAGCUUAGUUAGCUGAUAGUUGGUAAUAGUUCACCCAAAAAUUUAAAUCCUAUCUCUCAUGUUGUUAUAAACCUGUAUACAUUUUUUUUGUUCUGAUAAACACGCAGGAAGAUUAUAUUUGGAGAAUAUUUGUAACCAAACCAACUAUAAGUCUUAUUCAUUCCCAUAGUAAGAUAAAGGAAACUAUGGAAGUGAAUGUGGCUCAUGAUUGGUUACAAAUAUUCCUCAAAAUAUUUUCCUUCGUGUUCAUGAGAACAAAAACAAUUAUACAGGUUUGUGACAGAAUUUUUCAUUUUGGAUAAACUAUUCCUUUAAAUGUUUAGAAAUAUUGGCAUCAUUUAAUGCUGCUGUUAACACUCUCUCGACAAGCAGAAGUGAUGUGACAUUUGGCAAAAAGCUUAUUUGAGGAUUCCUUGAAUAAUAUUUGAAUAAAACAUCAAAGAGAUCUGUCUUACCCAACACAUUCUCACGAAUGUGUAUGCAGUUGAAAAGUCGUGCAAUACAUACAUUAAAUUCCAAUUUUGCGUGCAUAUGAUACACCAGUUUUUCCCGUUCACAUAUUUUUUCAUGUCAUUUUCUCUUUUAGUUUCUGUUUUUCAAUCCAUUGUUGCUUGGGUUUGGGGUUAGAUUUGGGAUUUGCUUUAGGAUGUCAUUUAAUAUAAAGGUUUCAUGCUUUGUCUAUUUUUAAAUCAUGGUCGUUUGGGUUAGCAUGUAAUUUUAUGUAAUAAGAAGUUGCUCUAAUCUCAAACCCAAGCAACAAUGGUAAAAAAAAACAUUAUAUAAAAUAACAUGAAAAGAUGUAUUUAGUGAAUGGGGAAAGAACUGGUGUAUCAUAUGCACCCAAAAUUGGAUUUUUGGCAUAUUUAUUGCACAAUUUUUAAGCCUGCGUGCUAUUUAUACACAAAUCAUGAGAAUGAGCUCGUCCUUCCAUCUGCACUGAACCUCAGCAGGUUUUGGAUGUGAGUGAAUCACAAACCAAAAGUUUUAUUUCAUUUUUUUUUUAAAUACCAUUCAUUCAUCAUAAAAUCUGUGCAAUUAAAGCUCAGAAAUAUAAGGCUACUAACCAACAGCACUACAUUGUAUAACAUAACAUGUUUUAUUUAAAUCAAAUUUUAAGUUUGAGAUUGUUUUAUGUCAUUAAUUUUCUUUGGGGGGGGGGGUGCAAAGGGAUGCACCGUACACCAGGGGAGGUGCAUGCCGAUCAUUUUGAGAACCACUGCUGUAAUGUGUCUGGACAACUUUUUGUUUUUUGUGGGGAUUUUGUUUUUAUUUAAAUGGCCAUUUUAAGAUUAUAAAACAUACUCUACAAUAUUAAUGAUAUAUUUAAGUUUUUUCCUCUGUAAGGAGAAUGUUAUCAUUUACGAGGAAUAUUUUAACUGUAUGAGGAAUGUAAGAUGAAAAUGCCACAAAAAAUAUCUGAAUAGUUGUUAUUGUUUUGUUUAAAAAAAUAAUUUUUAAUCAAUUUUGAUUUGGCAGUGAAUUGUGCUCAUACUUGUGAAGAUUCACCCAUGAAUGAUCUGAAGUUCUCAGCCAAAACAAACGUCAUAAAACACAAACCUCAGUUAACAACAUUCAGUGAUGUGUUUGGGAAUCUUUAGGUUCAUACAAUACAUCGUGUAUGUGGUGUAAACCCAGCAGUCACAUCAUAUAAACUCAAUCGAUCAGGGACUCUUAACGUUUUUUCAUCUUGUUUGUUUUAUACAUAUUGAUGGUUUAGUCAGAGACUUAGUUUUGCUUUUCUUAUGGAAAGGCAUCUCUCUCAGGAACAACUCUGAUGUUAUUUGUAAGAUAUGCAUGAAUUUGAUGUUUACCUCAGACUCACCAUGUACCUCAUAUGCUGCCGUUCCGGUGAACUCCUCAGGAAUACUCAAACUUCCCUUUGUGGGAUUGGGAAUCCUGGAUUUGAACUAAACUGCUUCAUGAAUCUUUCAUUUCUUCACUUUAUUCAUAAGAGGAGUCAAUCAGCUGUGUAGCGAUUUGUACAAUCAGAUGUUCAAAGUUUAAACCUGGUUAACCAAACCAACUAAACCUCCAGAUAGCACAGAUGAUCAGGUGAAAGCCUGCGCUGCAUUACAUCUGUUUACUGAUGCUGGUUUUCAAACAUUUGUAUUGUAGUGAAGUAAAGCUUUGAAGGUUUGGGGCACUCGGGUGCUCCUUGAUAGGAAAUAUUUUAUCCUGACGUGCUGGAUUUAAGGCCUUGUGUGAUGCUUAUGUACUUUUAUAUUUAAUGAUAUAUAUACUAAAUAUAUGACUUGGGCAUCUUAACCAUUGACAGGCACGCUGCCUCUCUGUGUGUGUGUGAAUCUUGAAAAACUGUCAAGAAAUGACAGAAAGUGCUUCACACAUCACAGUCAUAGUGCUGAAGUUCAUUUAGGAUUGCAUUUCAGUGUAUAUGCCGGAUUAAUCAUCAUGAAAGCGUGCGUGCGUGUGUGUAAGAGAAAGAGGACAUAAUUUACAUGUGGUUAAACACUUGGGGGUGGUUUCCCGGACAGGGUUUAGAUUAAUCCAGGACUAAGUUAUUUUAGGACAGUUAAGAAGUUUUUACAAACAAACUUUACAAAAAACUAUACUGGUGUGCAUCUUGAGACAAAAAAAUGACACUGAUAUAUGUAAAGAUGUGUCGUGUCAUUACAAGGUGUUUCGAAAUUAAACUAGUCUGGGACUAGGAUAAGCCCUAUCCGGGAAAUCGCCCCUAUGUGUCGCUCUGACACGUUUUGUUUUUUUUUAUCAUUCAGGAAGUCUCAGUUUCAACUUGUAAAUGUGUCAGUCAGUGGUUAUUAAAUACUUCACUUUAUUUUCUUGUUCUCUGUUUUUGUGAUCUUGGUUUAAAGUUGUCCACAUCUUCACUGAAUUUAUGUGCGGUGGGGCUAUCUGUGCAUAUUUUUGUACUGUUAUAAUGUUAUGAGGAUGACUAUAAGAAAACAAUCAUUAAAAUGUAGUUAAAAAUUCA